Trematosphaeria pertusa is the source of this 1635-nucleotide messenger RNA. RefSeq lists its product as uncharacterized. NCBI's taxonomy places the organism in Eukaryota, Fungi, Ascomycota, Dothideomycetes, Pleosporales, Trematosphaeriaceae. Bases 121 to 1479 code for a protein of 452 amino acids. The record is from RefSeq and is a predicted model, not a curated record. The transcript is spliced from 5 exons.
CUUUUGGCUUUUAUUAUCGCCCCAUUAGCCUUGCAUUGCAAUUUGUUUUCUACAUCGAGAGGGCUCUUCCAAACCUUCAGCUGGGCACCCUCGACGUUCAUUCGGACAACGAGCAGAAUCAUGGAUCCUGAGGAGUUAGAAGCGGUAAUUCAAGAGAUGAAUUGUACGGAGACGAACGUGCGAUAUUUCGACAGUCGAAGCGGAGAAACGAGCGAUGUGAUCCUGGGUGAGAUAGAGUUUCGACGAAGGCUAUCCGCCAUUAAGGAUCUGAUUGACGGAGUAAUGCUCAACCCGGCGCAAGGCAGCCCGCCACCGGGCAGUGAUGCACCUUUUCUUUUCAUAACUUCGGCCGGGCAGGAAGACGAGCAAGGGAGACCCCUCAGUCUUUCGAAAGACUUGCUGCGCUCUUUGCUUUCUAUCGGUGCAAUUCCGGCCUAUGCAUUCUACGCGCGCGACGGGCUGCCGCAUUUUUCAUACCACAUACAAUACUCAAUGGACGACACCACGCCUAUAGCCAUGUACAUAGUCCUUUUUGCCCCCAUCGGCGGAGACUCAUUCACCCUGACCUUCCGCAUCGGUCUCCACAAUCGCGCCUGUAUAGCCUUCCUCUUCUGCACACGCAGAACCACCUUAUCUUCAAUAGAAUCUCGAACGACCAGACAGUCCUCACUAGUGCAAACGCAUCCCUUCCAUCUGCUCAGCUUUGUUGUGGAGGAACUGAUUCGGGAGUACUACAGGAUUUUGCGGCGGUGCAACAUCGCGGUUCAAGGGUUUGAAAGGGGAACGGGAAUGGUGCCUUGGCCUUACGUCAAAGAAGAACAGGUCACAGUGGGAGGCAGGAAUUGGUUCCCGAUGCUUUUGCAUAAGUUGCAGGCGCAGGGUGUGAGAUUCUCCAUUGCGGAGACGCAUAUCAGGUUCGCGAGCACGCUGCUCUCUCAAGUCACCGACCUUAUAGAGAUUUUCGAGAAUCUUUGCGCGGAAUGUGGAUCAGGAAAUACGAAACGUGGUGACCGAGCACGACUGACCGACCAGAUUCGGUACAAUGCAAUGACGGUACGGUCUAUCGUGGAUAAAAUGGCAGAAUUACAGAAGAGGCUGCAGUCGCAGAUCAGCGUGACAUACUCCCUCAUAGCACAGCACGAUAGCGAACAGAACAUAACUAUGGCCGAAGGCUCUCAGUUCAUUGCCAGACUUACCGCUCAGGAUUCUCGGACAAUGAAAACCAUCACCGUUCUCACCCUCGUCUUUCUACCGUCUACGAUGCUGGCCAGUCUGUGGGAUUCAGGCAUUUUUACGCUGGAGCCACAGAUGAGCUGGCGAGUAUACGUUGGGGCGGCUGUUGCGCUUACGGCCGCAGUGUUUGGGGCUUGGUUCUUGUACGUUUGGAUGAGUACGAGGAGGGCGAGGGCGAAGAUGAUGGCUGGUCGUGGUUCCGGUGCGAGUACGGUGGUGGAUGAAGAGAGAGGCAAGGUUACGUGAAUUUGAAUCUCGUUUCUGAGGGGUGAUGGAAGGGGACGUCGAGGUGGUACGCUCGGCUCGGAUCUUCAACGUGGGGAUCACUUGGUCCAGCCUGAAGUAUUUCAUAGUAUCACGCAUCUACAUUCACGACACCAGGUGCAGCAAUACCAAAAUAUC